This is a messenger RNA of Mus pahari (shrew mouse), 925 nucleotides long. RefSeq names its product cerberus 1, DAN family BMP antagonist (gene Cer1). Gene Ontology annotation, biological process: determination of heart left/right asymmetry; signal transduction involved in regulation of gene expression. Gene Ontology annotation, molecular function: morphogen activity. The transcript has 2 exons. Bases 36 to 854 code for a protein of 272 amino acids. NCBI's taxonomy places the organism in Eukaryota, Metazoa, Chordata, Mammalia, Rodentia, Muridae. The record is from RefSeq and is a predicted model, not a curated record.
GUGACUCUAAUCUCAGUCUCUGGGAACCAGGAAGCAUGCAUCUCUCCUUACUUCAGUUGCUUGUUCUCUUGCCUCUGGGGAAGGCAGACCUAUGUGUGGAUGGCUGCCAGAGUCGGGGCUCUUCAUCCUUUCCGCUCCUAGAAAGGGGUGGCAGAGAUCUCCACGUGGCCAACCACGAGGAGGCAGAAGACAAGCCGGAUCUGUUUGUGGCAGUGCCACACCUCAUGAGCACCACCCUGGCUGGGGAAGGUCAGAGGCAGAGAGGAAAGAUGCUGUCCAGGCUUGGAAGAUUCUGGAAGAAACCUGAGACCGCACUUUACCCCGCAUUGGAUGUGGAAAGCGAUCAUGUCUCAUCCGGGAUGCAGGCCGUCACUCAGCCAGCAGAUGGGAGGAAAGUGGAGAGAUCACCUCUGCAGGAGGAAGCCAAGAGGUUCUGGCAUCGGUUCAUGUUCAGAAAGGGCCCGGCUUUCCAGGGCGUCAUCCUGCCCAUCAAAAGCCACGAAGUACACUGGGAGACCUGCAGGACAGUGCCUUUCAACCAGACCAUUGCCCAUGAAGACUGUCAAAAAGUCGUUGUCCAGAACAACCUUUGCUUUGGGAAAUGCAGUUCCAUUCGUUUUCCUGGGGAAGGGGCAGAUGCCCACAGCUUCUGCUCCCACUGCUCGCCCACCAAAUUCACCACCGUGCACUUGAGGCUGAACUGCACCAGCCCAACCCCCGUGGUCAAGAUGGUGAUGCAAGUGGAAGAGUGUCAGUGCAUGGUGAAGACGGAACGUGGAGAGGAGCGCCCCCUACUGGCUGGUUCCCAGGGUUCCUCCAUCCCUGAACUUCCAGCUUCAAAAACAAACCCAUGAUUACCUCAACAGAAAACAAAACCUCAACAGGAUAAGUGAGGGUUGUUCAAUCUGGAAAUGUUAAGUGAGUU